Gracilinanus agilis (Agile Gracile Mouse Opossum) is the source of this 792-nucleotide messenger RNA. RefSeq names its product centromere protein A (gene CENPA). Gene Ontology annotation, molecular function: structural constituent of chromatin; DNA binding; protein heterodimerization activity. The transcript is spliced from 5 exons. Bases 165 to 602 code for a protein of 145 amino acids. The record is from RefSeq and is a predicted model, not a curated record. Gene Ontology annotation, cellular component: nucleosome. NCBI's taxonomy places the organism in Eukaryota, Metazoa, Chordata, Mammalia, Didelphimorphia, Didelphidae.
GUUAAGAGGUACCUUCCUAGAUGCAGCGGGUGACUGCCAAUCGCAGAGACUGAGUCCAAGCACACGCCACCCCGCCCUCCUUCAGCCUCCUCGGGCUCGGCUCCCUCUCAGACCUUCUCCCUUCUUCUGGACUGCCCCGUAUCCUCCGGACCGCAGGCAGGACCAUGAAGCCAGUUCGUCGCAAAUCCACCCCAAAGAAGCGCCCCUCGAGCCAGACUCAGACCCGCGCUUCCACCUCCACCUCUACCAACACCAUCCCCACCAUCCCCACAGGCACCACACGCCGGCGACGCUACCCGGGUGGAACCAGUCAGCGAAUUCUUAGGGAGAUCCGAAAGUUACAGAAAAGCACCGAUCUGCUCAUCAGGAAGGCACCCUUUGGUCGACUAGUUAGAGAAAUAUGUCUCCGGUUUACUCGAGGCGUGGAUUAUUAUUGGCAAGCCCAUGCUCUACUGGCCCUACAGGAGGCAGCAGAAGCUUUUAUAACUCAUUUAUUUGAAGAUGCCUACCUUCUCUCCAUACAUGCCCGGAGGGUAACUCUGUAUCCCAAAGAUAUUCAACUGGCCCGAAGGAUCCGAGGUUUACAGGAAGGACUAGGCUAAACACUUGAGUACCAAUGGACCUUUAAACCCAGAAGUUAAAAAUCUAGUGCCUUUCUGUUUCUCCAACCAUUUCAGUUCGUAGGCCGGAGUUGCCACUUCCCAUCUUCAGCACCUUGUCAUCUUACCCAUUUCUUGGGCACAGUGUUACCCUUUGGAGAACCUUGAAUUGUUCCUUUAUACAAAAUCUAAA